AGGCUGAACCGCCCAGGAGCAGCCCAGACCGGAAUGUCCAGCAGACUCUUGCUCCAGCUCCUGGGGUUCUGGCUGUUGCUGGGCCAGCCUUGCAGGGCGCGAGUCUCGGAGGAGUGGAUGGACCAAGUCAUUCAGGUGUGCGGCCGUGGAUAUGCCCGCGCAUGGAUCGAAGUCUGCGGAGCCUCCGUGGGAAGACUGGCUUUGAGCCAGGAGGAGCCAGCUCCGCUAGCCAGGCAAGCCACUGCAGAAGUUGUGCCAUCCUUCAUCAACAAAGACGCGGAGCCUUUCGAUAUGACGUUGAAAUGCCUUCCAAAUUUGUCUGAGGAGCGGAAGGCAGCACUGUCUGAGGGGCGAGCACCGUUCCCAGAGCUACAACAACACGCACCCGCGUUGAGCGAUUCCGUUGUUAGCUUGGAAGGAUUUAAGAAAACUUUGCACAAUCAGCUGGGUGAAGCAGAAGAUGGCGGUCCUCCAGAGCUCAAAUACUUACGCUCAGACGCUCAGUCACGGAAAAAGAGGCAGUCUGGCGCACUGCUCAGUGAGCAGUGUUGCCACAUCGGCUGUACCAGAAGAUCCAUUGCUAAACUCUGCUGAUACGGAGCUAAUGGUGCGCAACCCGGGCAGCAUCCGUGUGCGUUCUUGCUACCUGGCUGAUGCCUCUUUCUGUCCCCCUUUCUUAUUUAUUAGGAUCUGAGAAACCAUAAUUCACACUUGGAUUUGUCCUUUGAUAGGAGAGAAAUGUUCUCUGCAUUGUUGUAGUUCUGUUAAUAAUAUUUUUAUGCAAAACUUA
Messenger RNA from Rattus rattus (black rat), 790 nucleotides. Its product is annotated as prorelaxin 1. NCBI's taxonomy places the organism in Eukaryota, Metazoa, Chordata, Mammalia, Rodentia, Muridae. Gene Ontology annotation, molecular function: hormone activity. The transcript is spliced from 2 exons. Gene Ontology annotation, cellular component: extracellular region. The record is from RefSeq and is a predicted model, not a curated record. The coding region runs from base 34 to 594 and encodes 186 amino acids.